Fraxinus pennsylvanica is the source of this 1470-nucleotide messenger RNA. The record is from the annotation of a GenBank genome assembly. Lineage: Eukaryota; Viridiplantae; Streptophyta; Magnoliopsida; Lamiales; Oleaceae.
AUGGCAUUUAGUAAGGGAGCCCUACUUCAUAUCAUCUUCUUAUGUUUCACGUUUAUUUCUUGGGAAUUAGAGGUUGAAGGAGUUCCCGAUUACAGGGAUGCUCUAGCUAAGUCCAUUUUGUUCUUUGAAGGACAGAGGUCCGGGAGGGUUCCUAAAGGCCAACAAAUCACAUGGCGAUCCGACUCUGGACUUUCCGAUGGUUCAUUAGCUCAUGUGGACCUCACCGGAGGCUAUUAUGAUGCCGGAGACAACCUAAAGUUCAAUUUCCCAAUGUCCUUCACCACCACAAUGCUAUCGUGGUCCACUCUUGAGUAUGGCAAGAAAAUGGGCCCCCAAUUACAAUCUGCGCGAGUCGCCAUCCGUUGGGCCACAGACUACCUCCUGAAGUGUGCAACCGCAACCAGCGGCCGGCUCUACGUCGGCGUGGGUGACCCGAGUGCAGACCAUAGGUGUUGGGAGAGGCCAGAGGACAUGGACACCGUCCGAAGUGUGUAUUCGGUAUCACCGAGCAAUCCGGGUUCAGACGUUGCGGGAGAAACAGCGGCGGCAUUGGCAGCGGCUUCGAUGGUUUUUCGAAAAGUCGAUCCGGUUUACUCGAAAUUGCUAUUGAGAACUGCUAAGAAUGUUAUGCAAUUUGCAAUUCAAUAUAGAGGAUCCUAUAGUGAUUCACUUGGAUCAGCUGUUUGCCCUUACUAUUGCUCAUACUCGGGUUAUAAGGAUGAGUUGUUAUGGGGAGCUGCAUGGCUUUAUAGAGCAACAAAUGAUGCAUCUUACAUGAAUUUCAUAAGAAACUUGGGGGCCAAUGAUGCAACCGACAUAUUUAGUUGGGACAACAAAUUUGCUGGUGCUUAUGUUCUCCUUGCAAGGAGAUUCUUGGUGGAGAAAAAUCAGGCUUUCCAGCCAUUCAUACAACAAUCUGAAGAUUUCAUCUGUAAAAUUCUACCCAACUCUCCUGGCUCCAGUACACAAUACACACCAGGAGGUUUGAUGUAUAAAUUAAGUGCAAGUAACAUGCAGUAUGUGACAAGUAUAACCUACUUGCUUACCACUUACUCAAAAUACAUGGCAACUGCAAAGUAUUCUUUCAACUGUGGAAACCUAUUGGUCACCUCAAAGACUCUACGCAGCCUAGCCAAAAGACAAGUUGACUACAUUUUAGGAGAAAAUCCUUUAAAAAUGUCGUACAUGGUUGGUUACGGGACAAAUUUUCCGAGAAGACUUCACCAUAGAGGAUCCUCUUUACCCUCACAGACAAUCCAUCCACAAACUUUUGGUUGCGAGGGUGGUUUCCAGCCAUUCUUCUACACUGCAAAUCCCAACCCUAAUAUUCUAACUGGUGCCAUUGUUGGAGGUCCAAACCAGAAUGAUUUUUUUACAGAUGAUAGAACAGAUUAUAGUCAUUCAGAGCCUGCUACUUAUAUUAAUGCUGCCAUUGUUGGACCUCUGGCAUACUUUGCAGGGAGCAAAUGA